CGCGCGAGCUUGCGCCGCAACCUUCUCAGGCACUUCCACUUACAGCGGCGGAGCUCGAAGAUACAGGAGGAGGAUGCGGGUCUCCGGGCUUCUGUCAGGCGCUUUCGCUCUGCAUGUGCUCCUGACCGUGAGAUGCACGCCUUUGCAUGAGGGACGAGGACUCGUGAAGCACAAAGAGCCUCCCGGUUUAUCGCAGAUUCCUCAUUCCCUCUCUGAAAAGAGGAGAGACAGGGCCCCCCACCCUCAGGACACCUUCAAACCUCAAGCAUGGCCAAAAGAUGAGCCACAGCUCAACACCCAGCUCAGGAACAGCCCCGGGGGUGCAGGUCCACUGCGCUGUGGCGUCCCAGACUACCCUGACCAGAGAGAGGUGCAUCUCAGCAGGCACCCCCGACAGAAACGCUUUGUGAUUUUUGGAGGACGCUGGCUAAAAACUGACCUCACUUACAAGUAA
This is a messenger RNA of Sinocyclocheilus anshuiensis, 454 nucleotides long. RefSeq names its product stromelysin-3. The record is from RefSeq and is a predicted model, not a curated record. The transcript has 2 exons. NCBI's taxonomy places the organism in Eukaryota, Metazoa, Chordata, Actinopteri, Cypriniformes, Cyprinidae. The coding region runs from base 74 to 454 and encodes 126 amino acids.